Dicentrarchus labrax (European seabass) is the source of this 1589-nucleotide messenger RNA. RefSeq names its product nei-like DNA glycosylase 1 (gene neil1). The transcript has 10 exons. Gene Ontology annotation, cellular component: nucleus. The coding region runs from base 249 to 1502 and encodes 417 amino acids. Gene Ontology annotation, molecular function: DNA N-glycosylase activity; zinc ion binding; nucleic acid binding. Lineage: Eukaryota; Metazoa; Chordata; Actinopteri; Moronidae. Gene Ontology annotation, biological process: base-excision repair. The record is from RefSeq and is a predicted model, not a curated record.
UUGUGGAUAACGAACGUGGUGAGGCCUGAAAUCUCGCGAUGUUUCCGUAUAAACAAAAAAAACCGUUGCACAACAUGUUUGGUAACAUGCAUGUUGUGAAAGCAUCGUCGUUUAGUGCCAUACCUACUCCUCGUGGCAGCCCUGAAGAGAGUGGGGGAACCGGCAAACUGUGUUGGUAAUUUCAGCUGAAGUCGGCGAUCGUGACAAGUUUAUCACCGUUGCAGCACAGCUUCAUUUGUUCCAACAAAAUGCCUGAGGGACCAGAGCUCCACCUGGCCAGCCUGUACGUAAACAAAAUGUGUAAUGGAGUGGUUUUUACUGGACCCGUAAGAAAAUCCGAAGUCAGCAAGAGUCCCGAUGUGCCCUUCACCUGUGAGGCCUAUCGGAUCACAGCCACUUCCAGAGGGAAGGAAGUGAAGCUCACGCUGACACCUAUAAAGAGUGAUGAUACAAAACAGAGGUUGAAGACAGGACAGGCAGACCAGCCCAUGGAUGUGGUCUUUCGCUUUGGGAUGUCUGGUAAUUUCCGCUUCACCACAGAGGAUGAGCUGCCCAAACACUCCCACCUACGUUUUUAUUCCAAAGAGAAGCCCUGCAGAGUGCUGAGCUUUGUGGAUGUACGCAGGUUUGGCAGCUGGCAGCCCAGUGGGACCUGGCAGUCCAGCCGAGGGCCCUGUGUCAUGUUUGAGUACAAAAGCUUCAGGGAGAACGUUGUGUCGCACCUCUCCGACAGCGCCUUUGACAGACCCAUCUGUGAAAUUCUGCUCAAUCAGAAGUACUUCAACGGUAUCGGGAACUACCUGAGGGCCGAAAUACUUUUCAGGUUGAACAUCCCACCCUUUGUGGCUGCCAGGACUACACUUGAAGGCCUUGAUUCAGAAGAUUUAUGUGAAAGUGAGAAGCCUGUGAAAAAAGAGAAUACAGAUAAAAAGCCCUCUGACAGAACUAAACAGAAGAGGGUGAAAGAGGAGACGGGGGACUUGCUGAGGCUGUGUCAUACAGUACCUCUGGAGGUGGUGAGCCUAGGUGGAAAGGGAUAUGAUCCAGAGAAGGCAGACUAUUCUGGCUUUAAGGCGUGGCUGCAGUGUUACUACGUUGAUGGAAUGAAAUCCAUCCGGGACCACAAUGGCAGAACUAUGUGGUUCAAAGGAGAUCCAGGUCCCAUGGUGCCUAAAGAUUCAAAGUCACCCAAGCCAAAAAAGAGGGCAAAGAAAGAAGAUGACCAUGAUUACACAGACAAGAAAAAGGUGGCCAGAGGUCGCUCUGCAAACACAACAAAGAAACAAGUCAAACAGGAAACUGUGACCAAAACACCAAAGAAAAACAAGGAUGCGCGUGUCAAGCAGUCCCGAUCCAAGACCCAAGAAGGAAACGCACCGCAUGAAAAGAAACCAACUGCACGUAGGAGGAAAAGCAGCAAUGCUGGGCCAACAACUGCAGUCAACUUUGUUGCAGGUCCACUGAGGCGGAGCGGGAGAGUUACCAGACAGAAAAGCAAUUGAAACCAAAAGGCAGGAAACCACUUUUUGGGACCAUUUUAUGUUUUUAUACAAUUCAAUUUUUUAAAAUAAAAACAUGUUUCUACAAAA